This is a messenger RNA of Aricia agestis (brown argus), 5174 nucleotides long. It is a transcript of the gene PH, whose product is annotated as putative mediator of RNA polymerase II transcription subunit 12. The record is from RefSeq and is a predicted model, not a curated record. Bases 205 to 4359 code for a protein of 1384 amino acids. The transcript is spliced from 28 exons. Gene Ontology annotation, molecular function: protein binding. Lineage: Eukaryota; Metazoa; Arthropoda; Insecta; Lepidoptera; Lycaenidae.
UCGAAAAGAAGGUUACUGUAACAAUGAGACGGGAACCGGACUGUCGAUAAAGUGUGUUUGUAUGUCGUUUUCGUCGAUAAUAAGUGUUGUGUUUACUUUCACCCGUGCGAAUGUCUCGAUCCUUACUUUUUGUUUGUUUUUUUCUUUUGAUCAUUGCCGCAUGGGUCGGCGCUUACGUUUCAGUUAAUCCUUUAUUUUGAAACGAUGGAACGUUGUUCUUAUGGUUUUUACACCAAAAGAUCUGAAAUAUUAGACAAUAUACAGAAAAACAAGGAACAAGAUAAGGAUCAACCUCAAAGUCCUGGAUUUCAACAACCCCAACAGCAACCCUUGGCUAAACAAACUGAAAAGCAGUUGCAUGGUUCAGACGUGCAGAACACCAGUCUAUCCGUGACACAGCAUGUUUCAAAUCAACUUUUGUCUCCACCACAUGGUUUGGCUUCGCCUGUGCAGUCAAAGGAAGACAACAAAGAUAAGACACUAAAAGUUACCAACUCAACUACAAUCACUUUGAUAGAAAACGGAGAAAAGGAUAAGGACAAUAACUAUUCCAAAAAUUAUUUUACACUAGAAUCAAAGAAUGAGAAAAAGGAUGAUUGUAAUAAGAAUAGCAUCACAAUAACCCGGACUGUCCCAAAACAGUCGCCGGGAAACCCCCCUGUUGACAAAAGUAAAGCUCCAGCAAAGUCUACAAAGCGGCCAUUGCAGUACUUGGAAACACUCGCUGAGAAGGCAGGGAUAACCUUUGAAGACAAGUACGAAGCAGCAAAUACUUUGUUGGCACUAGACAAACAAAACACAACUUUCCGUAGACCGGAGCUAAAACAACCUAAAGCCGAACCUGACACACAUCCCCAGAGUGAAGAGUAUAGAUACAGAAAUCAAAAAGAUGAAGAUGACAAAUUACAGAUACAGCAGCAGAUAAUACAACAACAACAACAGCAAUUACAGCAACAACAACAGCAGCAGUUACAACAAUUGCAACAGCAGCAAUUGCAACAACUGCAACAGCAAGCUUUACAGCGCCAAGCAAUUCAACAACAUUUAAAGAAUCAACAAGACCAGCAGGAAUUGUUACAGAAGCAAUUCCAGCAGCAACAGCAACAACAGCAUCAACAGCAACAGCAGCAGCAACAACAACAGCAGCAACAGCAGCAUCAACAACAGCAGCAGCAGCAACAACAACAACAGCAACAACAACAGCAACAACAACAGCAACAACAACAGCAACAACAACAGCAGCAGCAACAGCAACAAUCUCAGCAGCAAAAGUCUGAUAUACAGCAGUUGCCACAACACCAAGAUCUACAACAACAAAAGUUUUUACAGGUUGUCAGCAACAACCAACCUGUGCACACACAACAAUUUAAUGUACCCGGAAUAGGAGAAAUAAAUCUAAGUUUUCUGGCAUCACCGCAAAACAACGUGAACCUUCUUUUUGACAAGAAUCAGAAGCCCGGCAUGAGUGGAGACCUCAAACAGCAGCAAAUAGUUGACGGUCAAGGGCAAGUGGUACAGCAGCAGAUGAGUAUGGCGCAGCACGAGGCGUCGCAGCAGCAUCACCAGACAGUUACCGUCGUCACCUCCAUGCCGAGCAGCAUGGCGCAGCAUCAAGUACAGCAGCAACAAGCGACGGGCAGCAUUCAGCAGCAAACAACAAUGCCGCCGCUACAGAGCUUACCCCCAAACACACAGCACCCCCAGCAAAUAAGCGCGGAGUGGGGCCACAGUCGAGUGCAGGUGAUCCAGCAGCCGCUACAGAACAACACUUACCUCCAGCAGCUCUACAACGCUCAGGGCCCGCUGCUAAUGCCAGGCAACAUCGCCCUGCAUCCGGGCAUAAACUCGCAACAAAUACAGGUGAUAGCGGCUGGCAAGCCCUUCCAAGGAAGUCAACUGGGACCACACAUGCUGACGCAGGGCAAGCAAGUGCUUCAGGGGCAAACUGGUCCGUUCCCCGGAUAUACGACUAUACCGACGAUACCCACGACUCAGAACCAGACCUUCGUGUUCAGUCCACUGGGUGUGAUCAGUUCCCAGCCUAGCUUGCUGCCAGCUCAUUCGCAGUCCACCGUGUCGGGUAUAGGACAGCAGCAGAAGACCAAUGAGUUGCACAAGGUGAUGAGCGGUGGUAAAGUGACCGGUGCGAAGGUUGGCGGUGGAGCCCAAGCGUUACCCGUCCAAGCCCAAUGCGUCCAAGUCUCCCAACCGGUGCUGGGCCAGCAGCCGCAAGCGCAGAUCAUCAGCCCACUGCAGACUGGUGGUCAGACGAUGCAGUUUGCGCCCUGGCAGAUAUCGGGGGCCCUGCCUCAAGUGUGGACCGGCGGCCUGCAGGCGGGGGCUCUACCGGCUGGGGGCCUGCUUGCCCCCAACCCGAUAUUCAUCCGGGGCACUCAGCCGGAUGCCCCGCCAUCGAUGUUCAUACAACACUCGCCACAGAAUAACGUACAGCAGCACAACAAUGCAAGCGUUGCGUGCUCGACGGGAACGAACGCGAAGCCUCGGGCGUCGACCGACGGGAUGACGAAGACGCCAAGACCGCUAUCGAAUAUACUCCCCUCUGGUGGCAUAAGACCAGCAUCGUCUGUGUCCACCCAGACGAAUGCCAAUCAAGCACAAAAUCAGGCAAAGCAGCGUGGCAAACCUGGUGUUAGAUCGCCGGCUCCAACCUCAAAACAAGAUGCCGCCAAUCAGACCAACAAGAUGCAACAUCAAAUACCACAUCCUAAGUCGCUUCUGCUGAUGAACGCGAGCGGUCAAAUGACACAGAUCAGCAACGUGCAGGACAAGCAGCUCGCGAGCAAGAAUAUGCAGCAGCAGAUGUUGCAGCAGCAGGCCAUGCAGCAGCAACAACAACAACAGCAACAACAGCAGCAGCAACAGCAACUUAUCCACCAACAACAGCAACAAACGCAACAAAUGGUUCAGCAUUAUCAACAACAAGGCCUGACAUUGGGAAUGCAACAAGGCACGUUACCGGUCGGAUCAGUUUCGCAGACGCUGCCCAUGUCUGGAAUGCCGCAGACCAUAUCGAUGGUACAACAGAUUCAUCCGUUGGGUGGUAUCGGCCAAGCGGGUACUCUGGUUGGUCAGAUAAAUACGAGUCAGCAAGCGCAGAACUCGUCGAUGUCGCAAGUGCAGACCUUACAACAGCAGCCGCAGUUGGUCGGCAACAGUCUAGUCCAAACUUCAGUGGGUAUGGCGGUGCAACAAUCCAAUUUGAACCAUUCGACGCCAUUACAAACGGUGUCAGCGAACACCCUGAGUUCCCCGCAACUGACGCUGCAAGCGCCGGGUACUGUCGGCCUCAUCACCUCAGUACAGAACUCCUUGCUCCAGCCGCAAAUUGUGACGCAACUGAAAACAGACGAUGACAAAGGACAGAUGCAGACUACGCAAGCGGCGCAACAGGAUGGUGAUGGUGCGGCAUCGUCGAUAUCCAGCACGUCCGUCACCACGACUGUCACCACUUCCGUCACCACCGACGUCACAGCCCCCACCACUUCUACUGCUGACACGAGUGCCGGCGACACGAAGACUUCUCCGUCGAAGUCGGUGACGGUGACCGCAAGCGCGGAGUCCACUGUCGUCACUUCGCAGUCAGUGGUCGCCAGCAGCGCCCAGCAUACCACACCAGUAGCGCCACAGGUGGUGACGACAGUGGCGUCUUCGACGACGUCCACGACGACGCCCUCCAUCACGGCGCCCGUGUCGUCCGGCUCGGGCCUGUUCAAGAGCUCCCAGUGCUCGACUCGACCUCAACUCAACCAACAGGCGACGCACGACAAAGGGCUGCCCAAGGCGAUGGUGAAACCGAACAUUCUGACGCACGUCAUAGAGGGCUACGUCAUACAGGAGGCAGGGGAACCGUUCGCUCCCUUUACUUGCAUGCAGGUGAACCGUCCUCUGCGCGAAUGGGUCGACAAGGAACAGGACAAGGAGAACAAACUGCCGUCCGCCGACGAGCCACCAAGAAAGAAACAAAUGUUGGAUAACGGUAGCAGCAUACCCCGGAUAAGUUCUAGCGUCGAGUCCACUAACGACAACUCAGACGCGCCAUCCAAGUCGGAGAACGCUGAUCAUGAUGAAAACAUGGACUCCAACGACGACAGCCAAGCGAAAAUACCUAACGCGCACAAGUGGAGUGUGUCGGAAGUGUGCGAGUUCAUCCGCAACAUCCCCGGGUGUGCGGGCUACGCGGACGAGUUCCUCAUGCAGGAGGUGGACGGGGAAGCCCUGCUCCUCAUCAAACCGGAACACCUGGUCAUGGCUCUGUCCAUGAAGCUUGGCCCGGCGCUGAAGAUCGUCGCCUGCAUAGAUACACUUCGCCCGGAGAGCGAGCAGGAGGCCAACGACUGAGAUUUGUAUGACCCAUUUUAAAUGGGCGAAGUACAAUAAGUGUUCAUUAACUCUGUACAUAUUUUUCUACCGCAUUAUAUGAACGAAUAUUUUAUACCGUGGCCUAAUGCUGUUGUAAAUAAUAACCUCUUUAACUAAUAAAAACAUUUACACCGUGUAUACAGACGUUCAAAUGAUUAAUUUUUUGCGUUUGUCAUAGACGAUUGGCUUUUCUAACUUACAAGACAUGGUCAAAACUAUAAUGUCUGUAUCAAAGUGUAUCUCUUUUAUUAGUAACGAGUAUAGAACCUACUGUAAGAAAAAUACUGUAAGAGCCCUUGCUACUGUAUAGCAGGAUUAUUGCAAUAUGGAAUAUUUGCAAUAAACAUUUUGCACCUUUUUAAUGAAUUUAAAUUAUACAAGGCCUCCAAUAUAUGAAGUGACCUAGUCGUGUCUCUAUAGUCAAACUAGCAUAACAGAUACAAUUUUGCUCUCUCAAGUUAUCUGAAAUCUCGUAUACGCGUGCGUGUACCGUUUUGCGCGGACUAGGGCACUGCAGAUAUACCGUAUACAUAAAAAUUGUGGUAAUAUUGCAAUAAUACUGUUAACUUCGUAGUCUCAAAAGCUGUAAGUAUUCGUUUUGUGUGGAUCUUUAUGCAUAUGUGUAGUUUGGUCUGCGCAGUAUAUUUGUGUAUGUUGAGACAUUGGGGUUAAUUCGUCUUACGCUUGUAUGCACCUAGGACAAUGUCGAAAGUUCCGCCUAUAGUAUAAGCAAUACGUCUUUACAUCAAUGUCUUGUUCUUAUUGUUUUCAAUUGCGAAAAGGCUGAGCUAUUU